AAAAAAAUAGACUUCAUUACAUUCUUUUAAUAUAAUAAUAAUAAGUCGAUAAAUUCUAACCAUACGAAAAAAUAUGGCUAAACUAAGCUCUAAUGUUACUGCGCUAUUCAUUGUUGUAGCUUUGAUGUGUGCGUUUGUUCCUGUACUUUCUGUCAAAGAAGCUGAAGCAAAAUCAUUAUGGGACACUUGUCUAGUUAAAAUCACUCCUAAGUGUGCAUUGAAUAUAAUCGCUGUUGUUUUUGGAAAUGGAACCCUCAUUGAGUCUUGUUGUCACGAUCUUGUCCAAGAAGGAAAAGUAUGUCACGAUAAUCUCAUUAAAUAUAUUGCUGACAGACCAAGCUUAAUUGGCCGUGAAACACAAUACUUGAAGAAGAGGGAUGAUGUGUGGACUCAUUCUGUCUCAAUCUCUAAAACUGCUUAAAAUAUGUGUGUUUUUAAAUAUUAAUUUGAUCGAAUAUAUCGAUAUUUGAUUGUUCUAACAUUUUUGUUUCCGGAAAAUUAAUUUUUAUGUAUUUACUUUAAUACAAAAUAAAUUAAAG
Molecule: messenger RNA, 539 nt
Organism: Arabidopsis thaliana (thale cress)
Lineage: Eukaryota; Viridiplantae; Streptophyta; Magnoliopsida; Brassicales; Brassicaceae
Product: ECA1 gametogenesis family protein (DUF784)
Exons: 1
Coding region: 74-421 (115 amino acids)
Cellular component (GO): extracellular region
Source: RefSeq, marked reviewed